Gossypium raimondii (Peruvian cotton) is the source of this 2626-nucleotide messenger RNA. RefSeq names its product wall-associated receptor kinase 2. Gene Ontology annotation, molecular function: protein serine/threonine kinase activity; ATP binding; calcium ion binding. Gene Ontology annotation, biological process: protein phosphorylation; cell surface receptor signaling pathway. The transcript is spliced from 3 exons. Gene Ontology annotation, cellular component: plasma membrane. The coding region runs from base 195 to 2540 and encodes 781 amino acids. Lineage: Eukaryota; Viridiplantae; Streptophyta; Magnoliopsida; Malvales; Malvaceae. The record is from RefSeq and is a predicted model, not a curated record.
UUUUUAAUGAAUAUCGAAGAAAAGUUUUUAAAUCGAAAAGAAAUAAAAUAUGAAAAGUUUUUAAGGGAAAAGAACGAGUCAACACUGCGAUAAAGAAUCAUGUGCCGGCUAUAGUAUUCUACAACUUGUAUAUUAAAAUAGCAUUGAAUCUUGGUACAUGCAUGCUGUUCCUAUAAUUUAUUCUAGAUUUACAUAUGCCGAGAGAGUGGGGGGGAAAACCAGGAGCGGUGAUGGGGUUUGGUUGUAUGUUUAGGGAGCUUGCUGUGUUUGCAGUUUUGGUAACAAUUAUGGCAACUUCAGUAGCAGCCCAAGCAAAACCUGGAUGUCAAAGCAACUGCGGAAACAUAAGCAUCCCAUACCCAUUUGGUACAGCCAAUGGUUGCAACAUUAGCAGCCACUUUUUCAUUCGUUGUAAUACCACUUUAAAUCCCCCAAAAGCAUUCUUAGGCUACGGUGAUCUAGAAGUUCUUGACAUCUCUCUGGAUGGCUCUUUGCGCGUUAGUUAUAGUUACUUAAUAGGUCAUGACUGUUAUAAUUCAUCAGGGCGUAGUUUAUAUCCCCAAUUGUUGUUCUCGUUUUCGGAAUAUUUUACCAUAUCUCAUACCAGAAACAAGUUCACUGCCAUCGGUUGUGACACUAUAGCCUACAUCGAGGCUUUCUUCGAACCUGACUCUUCAAACAGUAUUUCAAAAAAAAACUUUUCAACCGGAUGUUUAACAUUUUGUGGUGACGCGGGCGAUGUAAUAAAUGGAUCUUGCUCCGGCAUUGGCUGCUGCCAGACGGCUAUUCCUCGAGGAUUGAACUGGUUUUACUUCAAUUUCAGUAGCCCUCGGAAUCACUCCCACGUGUUGAGCUUCAAUCCUUGCAGCUAUGGAUUUCUUGUUGAAGAUGGAGCCUAUAAGUUCCACGCAUCAGAUCUUUGGGACACAAAUUUCGGCAAAAAUGUUUACCCGGUUAUUCUUGAUUGGACAAUCGGGAAUCAAACCUGUGAACAAGCUAAAAUGGAUCCAAAAAGUUAUGCUUGCAAGCAAAAUAGUGAUUGUACAGUUCCAGAAAAUGGCCCUGGAUAUUUGUGCAAGUGUAAUCCUGGUUUUCAGGGUAAUCCUUACCUCUCAUACGGCUGCCGAGAUAUUAAUGAAUGUGAGACACAGAAGCCUUGCUAUGAAUUUGGAACAUGUCAUAAUACACCUGGAAGCUACAAUUGUUCAUGCCCUGAAGGGUUCGAGGGUGAUGGCCGGAAAAAUGGAACAGGUUGCCAUCCUAUAUUCAAGCCGCAGGACCGUGAGAGUUUUCUCAUUCUUGUUGUUACACUAGGUAUUGGCUUAAGUACAGGGUUGCUGUUUCUAACUGCUGGGGUUUGGUGGUUUUGUAAGAUACUGCAGAAAAGAAAGUACAUAAAACUUAAACAAAAACUUUUUGAAAGAAAUGGUGGACUGUUGCUUCAGAAAAAGAUGUCUUCAAAUGAAGGUGGUCUGGAUAAAGCUAAACUCUUCAGUUCCAAAGAGUUGGAAAUAGCUACCGAUCAAUAUAAUGAGAACAGAAUAUUGGGUUGUGGUGGUCAAGGCGUGGUUUAUAAAGGAAUGUUGUCUGAUGGGAGAAUUGUUGCAGUAAAGAAGUCCAAGACUGUAAACGAAGGGUAUCUUGAACAAUUUAUCAAUGAGAUCUUUAUUCUUUCUCAAAUUGAUCACAGAAAUAUUGUCAAGCUAUUAGGCUGUUGCUUGGAGACCGAAGUGCCCCUCCUUGUUUAUGAGUUCAUCCCUAAUGGAACCCUUUCCCAUCUCAUUCAUGACCAAAAUGAAGAGUACCCGAGGUCGUGGGAUACACGAUUACGCAUUGCAGCGGAAGUUGCAAGUGCAAUUUCUUACUUGCACUCAUCUGCAUCCAUCCCCAUUUAUCACCGAGAUAUCAAGUCUAGUAACAUACUACUAGAUGAAAAGUUCCGAGCAAAGGUAUCAGACUUCGGAACAUCUAGAUCAAUCAGCAUUGAUCAAACUCACUUGACGACUCAAGUGCUUGGGACUUUUGGAUACUUAGAUCCUGAAUAUUUCCAGUCAAAUCAAUUUACUGAAAAGAGUGAUGUUUAUAGUUUCGGGGUGGUUAUUGUUGAGCUCUUAACUGGUAAAAAGGCAGUCUCGACAUUUGGAUCGCAAGAAAAGAGAGGCUUAGUCUCGUAUUUUAUGUCGUCGAUGGAAGAAAACCAUCUACUGGAUAUUGUUGAUGCUGAAAUUGGGAAGGACGAUCAAAAGGAUGAAGUAGUAGCGGUUGCUGAAAUUGCGAAAAGAUGCUUGAAUUUAGAUGGGAGAUAUAGACCAACAAUGAAAGAAGUGGCCAUGGAACUCGAGAGACUUAGAUCUCGACAAGGUGACAGCAUCCCCAUUGAUCAGCUUAAACAAGCUGAGGUCGUUGUAAGAAAAUCGACUGAGAGUUGGGAUUUCACUUCAUUCUCAACGGAGCAUUAUCCAAAUUGCAGCAUGACAUCUACAUCAGAAUCAGAUGUUCAUCCACUUAUGUUGGAAUCCAGUUUAGUACAAGAUCUCUAAGUUUCUAUUCUGUUUUCUGCCCUAUGGCUCUGACCUUAAUUUGUUCAUAAAAUUGAAGGUUCAAGAAAAACCGUUGUUACUGACAA